Molecule: messenger RNA, 2274 nt
Organism: Coturnix japonica (Japanese quail)
Lineage: Eukaryota; Metazoa; Chordata; Aves; Galliformes; Phasianidae
Gene: TWIST1
Product: twist family bHLH transcription factor 1
Biological process (GO): developmental process; regulation of transcription by RNA polymerase II
Molecular function (GO): protein dimerization activity; RNA polymerase II transcription regulatory region sequence-specific DNA binding; DNA-binding transcription factor activity, RNA polymerase II-specific
Source: RefSeq, a predicted model, not a curated record
CCUCUCCACGUCAGGCCAAUGACACUGCUGCCCCCAAACUUUCCGCCAGCAGGAGCUAUAAGAACCUCCAAGUCUUCAACUUUCUCCCAAUCCCAGACACCUCGAAGGGGCUCCAAGGAGGGAUCGGGAGGGAUUCUUUUUUAUUAUUAUUAUUUUUUUGCUGGGCUUUUUUUUUUUUUCCUCCUCUUGGAUCCUGAUGCCAUCCCCCCUCCCCCCAAAGUGAGGUCCUGCCUCCCUCCCUCCCUCCUCCUCCUUCUCCUCGCAGGCCAGCGAAGCAGCCGCUCAAGGGGGAGCUGGCGGGUUAGGUGCCCCCCUCUUCUCCCUGCCCUCCCCCCCCUCCCGGCCCGCUUCUCGCGUCUCCCCCCAGAGAUGAUGCAGCAGGACGAGUCAAACUCUCCAGUCUCCCCCGCCGACGACAGCUUGAGCAACAGCGAAGAGGAGCCGGACCGGCAGCAGCUGCCCAACGGCAAGAGGGGUGGCCGCAAGCGCCGCUCCAGCCGGCGCAGCGCCGGGGGCGCCGUCGGGGCCGCGGACGAGCCCUGCAGCCCGGCGCAAGGCAAGCGGGGCAAGAAGUGCGGGGCGGGCGCGGGAGGCGGCGGCGGAGGCGGCAGCAGCAGCGGCGGCGGCAGCCCGCAGUCCUACGAGGAGCUGCAGACUCAGAGGGUCAUGGCCAACGUGCGGGAGCGGCAGCGCACGCAGUCCCUGAACGAAGCUUUCGCCGCGCUGAGGAAGAUCAUCCCCACGUUGCCCUCCGACAAGCUGAGCAAGAUCCAGACCCUCAAGCUGGCGGCCCGGUACAUCGACUUCCUCUACCAGGUCUUACAGAGCGACGAGCUGGACUCCAAGAUGGCAAGCUGCAGCUAUGUGGCCCACGAGCGGCUCAGCUACGCCUUCUCGGUGUGGAGAAUGGAGGGCGCCUGGUCCAUGUCCGCAUCCCACUAGCAGGCGGCGUUCCCCUCCACGCAUCCCCCCGGCAGGAGCCCUAGGGCGCGGCGAGACCCCGGUGUAAAAGAGAGGAAAUCUACAGACCUGAGGGCUAAGGAGGAUGGUGAAAAAGGGAAGAUGCUCAAACAGCAACAAAAAAUACCAAGAGAAAACCACCCCCAGCCCUUAACACCCGCAGCUGAUUCCUCAUCUGCUGUCCCUCGUUCAUUUCCCGGCUCCCCAAUCCCCCUUUAUGCCCCUCCGAGGAGGCUGCGCUGGUGUGCAGUGCCGCCCGGGAGUAGCGCAGAGCCCCCUGCGGAGCUGGGGUCGGGCAGCCGGGACUCAGCCGGUGUCCAGGGCAAGGAGAUGGGGUGUUUGUUCAAAGCAGAGCCUGUUUGCAUAGCCCAGGUUCAGUUGACUUUUUUUGCCUGAAUGUUUUUGUUUCCAUAUCCCCAUAUUACCUUCUGUUGCUGACAUAACAGUCUUAUGAAUUUAAUAUCGUGCAUAUUUUAGGCCAGUGAGCAAUGUUUACAGUAGAGAGCCCGCAGCGCUUGUUUGUAUUGCCGAAUUAGCGAGGACGUGGAAAUUGAAUGGGGACCGAGGUGGUCGCAGCCCCGCUGUGAGAUCCCGGGGGGCAUUGCCUCCCCCCGCGGCCCCUCAGCUCCCCUCUCCUUUGUACCUCGCCGGAUCCCUCGUCCCGCUGCGGGCCUCCGCCGGGAGGUAACGGGCGACUGCGAGAGUGGAGGGGCAGCGGGGCUGGGGGACGUGAGCAGGGGGGUGAGGGUGGUCAGCGUUCUUUACGGGACAGAAUCACAAAGGAGGGAAAGAGCUCCUUUAGGAAGAGCGUCUCGUUUAGGGUUAAGCAGGUAGGGAAAUACAACGGGGAGAAGGGAUGCUCGUUGCGUUUUGCGCGUGGAGUUACCUGAGGGAUAUAGACGAGGAUCCCGACGCGUUUACAAAGCCGUGAGCCACGCUCUGCUAACCCUGAGAAACGGGCCGAGCUAUCCGGAGCAGCUCCGCUUGGUGAACUCCAACCGGACUGACCCCAUCGCAAAGAGCGCUCAGCGGGUGAGAAAAUCCCCCACUGCUGCCCGCAGGACCCACGCGGCACUGGGGACCUCCGCCUCACCGCGGGCUCCUGCCGCUCUCUCCCUGCUGCCGAACGCCACCUCCGCUUCACUAAAAGGAGAUAAUCCCGUUCGACAAACACAAAUGCGACCUUUCCUGAUUUGGAGCUGGGGAUUGCCUAGGCCCGGCGCUCCUAGAGCUUGAGCCAAAAGUGAUUAAAUGGGAGUCAGACUUACUCAAAGGGGGAAAAAAUAUAUGGAUGGAUAUUAAAUCGUCUUCUGG